GCUGUUUGGACUAACUGCCAAUGGGUCACCAACAGGGGUCGCUAAAAGACACGGAGUGAACACUGACGACAACGUGAACAAGAAAGUGAAACUAGAGAGCAGACGGACAAGAAGUGCAGAAUGGAGUUUUUCAAAGACAUCACCAUCACCAUUGAUGAAGCUGAUUUCAAAGACCAUGGUAGAUUAAUGAAGGUUCUUCAAUCACAUAGUCCAAAGAAAAAUGGUUCCUGCUACCAAGUGAGAGGAUCCUAUGAAGAACUAGAGAACCUUUCAAUCGAACUGUCAGCAGUGAGGGGUCGAUUCAUUCCUUCCAGACAUGCACAAAUCAGUCAUCAGUAUGAACAGGCAUCAACUCCUGUCAAAUCUGUGAAUGUAAAUGCUGUUGUUAUGCUCUACAUUGAGCAAAGGUGUGCAGAACAGCUUAACAAAAUUUGUGGGAACACUUUUUCUAUUGAAACACAGCCAGGCCUUGGAGCAGUGCACAAUAACCCAAGUAGCACAGUACAGGUGACUUUCAAACCACAGCAUUCCUCCAUACUCCCUGUCCGUGCUGAUUUUGUCAGACAGCAAUUCAUCACAUUGUACCAGAGAACUGCUUCUGACCUGCAGGUUACAUCUGUCUCUGUAAGUCCACGUGACCACAAAGACCUGCAGAGGAGAUUUCCACUUCUCCUUCUUAGUCCCAGGCACAACAGACAUGAAGUAACAGUGACUGGACCUUUUGUGUACAUUGUUAAAUUGAAAGAGUUUCUUCUACAAAAUAUAAAAAGCUCAAGCAUGUGUCCCAGCAAAAGUCUAGCAGACACUCCAAACAGCACAGCUGGUCCUUCACACAGCAACAAUCCUGAGGAAGAAUCGUGUCCAAUCUGUAUGGAACCCAUAUUACCAAUGAAGAAAAAAACUCUUCAGUGCAAGCAUUCAUUCUGCAGAGAUUGCCUGACACAAGCCUUUGACCACAAGCCAGUAUGCCCAACAUGUGGAAAGUUAUAUGGCAUUUUGAAAGGCACACAACCUGUCGGAGGCAAAAUGCGUGUCACCAGAAAUUCUUCAUCUUUGCCUGGAUAUGAGAACUAUGGAACAAUUAUCAUCCAUUAUGAUAUUCCAAGUGGCAUCCAAAAGGAGGAGCAUCCUAACCCUGGUCAGCCAUAUGAAGGUGCAUCCCGUACAGCAUAUCUCCCUGACUCCCCAGAUGGCAGAAGCAUCCUGAUACUGCUGAGGCAAGCCUUUGAUCAGAGACUCAUCUUCACUGUUGGUCGGUCCACCACCAGUGGCAGGAACAAUAUUGUGACAUGGAAUGAUAUUCAUCACAAAACCUCAACACAUGGAGGGCCAACACACUUUGGUUACCCGGAUCCUGAUUAUCUCAGCCGAGUUCGAGAUGAACUGACAGUCAAAGGAAUUGAAUGAGUUAGUCGAAUGUGCUUGUCAUCUGGGUAGUGUGUACAGUCAGAUGACAAUUCGCACAACACAUACACUCGACACUGCUUGAACUCUCUGAUUGAAUUGUUGGCCACCACCACUUGCGACUUUUGCUGAAAAAUAGUUGUAUUGUAUGAUUUAUGGCACAGAGGACUACAAAUCAUGUCAUUUUAAUGUACAAAUUAAUAAUGUAGCAUGGUCUUAGCCUUAGGUUGAUUUUCCAUAAAGUUCCCUUGACCAAAGGCUGGAGUUAGUCCUCAGGAACGUCCAUGUACACUGCUCCCUUGGGAUGGGUUAAAUGCAGAGUACCAGCUGUACGUUGUAUGAAAUGUCAAUGGUUCCGUCCUAAUCUCAGUUUGUUUAUCUUCUGUCCAUCUUUUUAAAUCCCAAAUCAGAUUAGUCAACCACAGAUAGUCUUUUUCUAUUUGUAAUUCCUAUUUUUUGUGGAUUUAUUUUAUUUCAUUCUCGUUUGAAAUGGUCUUGUUUGUAAAAAAAAAAAAAAAAAAAAAAAAAAUGUAUAUUUACAAAAUAAACA
Acanthopagrus latus (yellowfin seabream) is the source of this 1954-nucleotide messenger RNA. Its product is annotated as probable E3 ubiquitin-protein ligase DTX3. Gene Ontology annotation, biological process: Notch signaling pathway; protein ubiquitination. The record is from RefSeq and is a predicted model, not a curated record. Bases 121 to 1407 code for a protein of 428 amino acids. NCBI's taxonomy places the organism in Eukaryota, Metazoa, Chordata, Actinopteri, Spariformes, Sparidae. The transcript has 5 exons.